AUGCCAAGAUCAUAUAAAAGAAAAACCACCAUUGGAGGAUCGUCUGAAAAGUCACUGAAAGCUGCAGUGGAUUUAGUUUUGAAAAAAAAACUUAGCAUUCGCAAAGCAGCAGACUCGUUUGAUAUUCCAUUUAGUGCAUUACAAAAAAGGAUAAAAACUAAGAAUUUUGAACCGCCAGGUUUGGGAUGUAUCCCUAUUUUUACACCAGACAAGAAUAUGAUAUGGCUGAACAUAUUAAAAGUUUAA
This is a messenger RNA of Macrosiphum euphorbiae (potato aphid), 246 nucleotides long. NCBI's taxonomy places the organism in Eukaryota, Metazoa, Arthropoda, Insecta, Hemiptera, Aphididae. The record is from the annotation of a GenBank genome assembly.